This is a messenger RNA of Nothobranchius furzeri (turquoise killifish), 5222 nucleotides long. RefSeq names its product AMP deaminase 2. Gene Ontology annotation, molecular function: AMP deaminase activity. Gene Ontology annotation, cellular component: cytosol. The record is from RefSeq and is a predicted model, not a curated record. Lineage: Eukaryota; Metazoa; Chordata; Actinopteri; Cyprinodontiformes; Nothobranchiidae. Gene Ontology annotation, biological process: IMP salvage; AMP metabolic process.
UUUCCAGCAGGACAGCGGCACACUGCUCACUAGUCUGGUGUCCGAGCUAUCCACUCUCCUUUUAUCUAUUUUCUUCAGCUUUUUUCAGGCAUUCAUCUGGAUCCUUUUGUUUUUCUUGGCUGACACAUUCCUAGUCUGUGAACCUAUCAGCUAAUUUUAGACCAGCGGAACAAACUUUUGUCCUUUUCCCACCUUGGCGCUUGGCUGGUGGGGUGAAGUUGGUCGCUAGGCUAGCUGUCAUGUAAGCAGCGUGCCCUCUCCUGUGGCUGUAUUUCACCACCAUGUCUACAGGAAGCUUAUUCUCUGGUUGCUAGGACAACCAAGGAGGAUGGUCCCCUGCAGGAGCUGGGGAAGCCUCGGGCGGCUUUACGGUGCGUUGCUGUGCAGCAUGUCUGCUGAGCUGCUGUGGGCUGGGAGGAGAAGGAGGAGGAGCCAACUUUGUAGAGGAGCUUUUAGCAGCUCAGUAUGGGUCCUGCUGCUCCACUGCCCCACCAUGAGACCGAGCUCAAACAUAAGAGCUGGUGCUCCUCUCCCCCCCUUCUGGUCACUUGGCAGCUCUGACUCCCUCUGCUACUGUAGUAACAGGAGAGUUAAGAUGUCAUCAUCUUCAUCAUCAUCAUCAUCAUCAUCAUCCUCCACCAACGAUGGACAAGAGAAGUCUAAAGCUAAGUCCCAGUCUAACAAGAGGGGAAGCCUGCAGAGCCCCCCCAGCCCUGACGUCAGAGGUGUGUCUGCGCCCAAGCCUCUCAAACCUCAGAGAUCUCUCCCAGGAACACCCGUUUCCCUCUCACAGCACCCGGUUGACCUACGAACAUCCAUGGAGGAAAAAUUCAAAGAGAUUGCUGAGGACCUGUUCACACGCAGCAUGGCAGAGAACGAGAUGCGCAGCGCGCCCUACGAGUUCCCGGAGGACAGCCCCAUCGAACAGCUGGAGGAACGACGGCACCGCCUGGAGAGGCAGAUCAGUCAGGACAUUAAGCUUGAGCCAGAGAUCUUGCUCCGCGCCAAACAGGACUUCAUGAAAAUCGACAGUGCUGCAGACCUAGAGCUGAUGAUGGACAAAAGCCUGGACGUUGUUGAUGUUGGCUUUAAGGAGCGGGAAAUACUGGUGGAGAGAGAGUACCAGCGGGUCUCAAUAUCUGGAGAAGAGAAGUGUGGGGUGCCCUUCACUGACCUUGUAGAUGCUGCCAAGUGUGUGGUGAAGGCCUUGCUCAUCAGAGAGAAGUACAUAAACCGCUCCAUGCAGACGUUUUGUAAGACCACAGCUCAUGCUCUGCAGGAUCUGGGGACAAACCCUCUGGAUUUGGGGAUUUAUGAUGACGUAGCAGAGACACCUGUAGAUGCUGAUGCUCCUGUUCACCCUCCAGUUUCAGAGACGCACCCUUAUGACAACCAGGACCCCAGCAACAUGCCAGCAGAUGCAGGAUACGGAUGCUUGAUGGUGGGCGGAGUCAUGCACGUCUACAACAAGAGAACCAACAUGGAUAAGAGCACAGAGCUCGACCUGCCCUAUCCUGACCUGAAAGAGUACAUCGCAGACAUGAACGUCAUGAUGUCCCUCAUCAUUAACGGACCAGUGAAGUCUUUCUGCUACCGCCGCCUGCAGUACCUGAGCUCUAAGUUUCAGAUGCACAUCCUCCUGAAUGAGAUGAAGGAGCUGGCAGCUCAGAAGAAGGUUCCUCACAGAGACUUCUACAACAUACGGAAGGUGGACACUCACAUACAUGCGUCAUCCUGCAUGAACCAGAAGCACCUGCUGCGAUUCAUCAAGAGAGCCAUGAAGAAAUACCCCGACGAGAUCGUUCACGUGGAGCAGGGGCGUGGUCAGACGCUGAGAGAGGUUUUUGAGGACAUGAACCUGACGGCGUAUGACCUGAGCGUAGACACGCUCGACAUGCACGCGGACCGAAACACUUUUCAUCGGUUUGACAAGUUUAACUCCAAGUACAACCCCAUUGGAGAAUCCAUCCUCAGGGAGAUCUUCAUCAAGACGGACAACUAUAUUGAAGGGAAAUACUUUGCACAUAUAGUUAAGGAGGUGAUGUCUGACUUGGAGGAGAGCAAGUACCAAAACUCUGAGUUACGGCUGUCCAUCUAUGGUCGCUCCAGAGAUGAAUGGGACAAGCUGGCCCAGUGGGCCGUCAACCACAGAGUGUACUCCGAUAACGUGCGCUGGCUCAUCCAGGUGCCACGUCUGUUUGACGUGUACCACACCAAGAAGCAGCUAGCUAACUACCAGGAGAUGCUGGAGAACAUCUUCAUGCCUCUGUUUGAGGUCACCAUCAACCCCUCCAGCCACCCUGAGCUGCAUCUCUUCCUGGAUCAUGUGGUGGGCUUUGACAGCGUCGACGACGAGUCCAAACCUGAACACCACAUUUUCAAUCUGGACAGUCCCCUGCCAGCAAACUGGACAGAAGAGGACAACCCGCCCUACUCCUACUACCUCUACUACACCUACGCCAACAUGACUGUGCUCAAUCACUUGCGAAGGCGACGGGGCUUCCACACGUUUGUGCUGCGACCUCACUGCGGCGAAGCUGGGCCGAUCCACCACCUGGUGUCAGGUUUCAUGCUGUCAGAGAACAUCUCCCAUGGGCUGCUGCUCAGGAAGGCCCCUGUUCUUCAGUACCUGUACUACCUGGCCCAGGUGGGCAUCGCCAUGUCCCCGCUGAGCAACAACAGUCUGUUCCUCAGUUACCACCGCAACCCGCUGAUGGAGUAUCUGUCCAGGGGACUCAUGAUCUCGCUGUCCACUGAUGAUCCCCUUCAGUUCCACUUCACUAAGGAGCCGCUGAUGGAGGAGUACAGCAUCGCAGCUCAGGUGUGGAAACUCAGCUCGUGUGACAUGUGUGAGUUGGCCAGAAACAGCGUCCUCAUGAGUGGAUUUUCACACAAGGCUAAAAGCUACUGGCUCGGUCCCAGUUACUACAGAGAGGGUCCUGAGAGCAACGACAUCCGCCGCACCAACGUCCCUGAUAUUCGUGUGGCGUACCGCUUUGAGACCCUCACUGAGGAGCUUCACCUCAUCACCCACGCCGUGCGCACGGAGGAGCUGGAGGAAGGGGACUCUCUGACCAUGGGUCCCCUCCCUGGACAGCGCUGAAUUCCUCCUGUGGACUGGACUCUGUGGGCCGCUCAGCACCACGCUGAGCACACGUGAUCCCGGCCUUUGGCCUCUGAAACCCCCACCAAGCAUCAGUUUAGAAGUUUGCUGCACUUUCUAUUAUUCAGCUACCAAAAAGCCAAGUUACACCACAUGACCUUUCAUUUCCUUUGUGCUGAAACAAAAGCAGAAAAAUGGCUGUUUUCUCCUUUUUGUUUCAACAUUUAAUGUUAUUUUCUGUAGUUUUUAUCACAUGUUGAGUCUGAAUCAGCUUCAGGUUGUUUUUAUGGUUUAGCAGCAGAGAAAUGGGCAGGUUUCACUGAGAUCCUGUGUGUUUACGCUGAUUAAUUACACUAGAAUACACUGUCUUGUUAUCAUAGUAGCACAUUGGGAUCAAUGUUUGCACAGCAGCAAAGUUUCUGAAGGUUUUGUACUAAAUCAGCCAGGUGUGAUGCUUGGUGUGGUCUGAGAUCAUAAUUUGCUAAAUUGCACAUUCAGACGUGUUCUCCUGUGAUUCUAACCAGACACAAACUCCACAACCUUCAAGUUUUAAAUGUUUAUUAUUAUUAUUAUUAUGGUUUUCUGAAACAUUCCUCAAAGCAAACCAGUUCUUUAGCUGCAAAGGAAAUAAUUCCCUGGGAUUUAAGAGAAAUGUCGAGCACAAAUAAAUGUGUUUGCGUCGCCGUGGCUGUCUAGCAACACCUGCAUGACUGGUUUCUGUUUCUGUGAACAAAGUCAAAAAUAGCCACAGGAGUGCUUGCAUGCACUAAACUGUCUAUAAGCACCAAGCUAGAUCUUCACAGUGCCUUUUCAUUUCUACCAGAGUGCUGCACGCCCCUCAACUUGUCGGUAAACUCCCACGGCUAGCUGACGGACCCAGAGCGCCGUUUAAAGUAGCUUUCACCCUCUGAUCUGUUUGAGGGUUUCUGCAUGAUCUGCAUGACUCAUGGGUGCUAGGAUGUUGUUUACACAAAGCUGUAAUGUAAAGCAUCUUAGUUGGUGCAGGUCUGAAAUCAGUUCUUAGUCCUGAAUCGUUUUUAUGCAACAAAAUAAACAGAUUUGAAUUCAGCUGGCCGUGGUUCCGUGAUGUUUCUGUGGACCUCCUUCAGACCUGAUUGAAGCUGCGCCUCGAGCAUUUACCACCCUCACGUCAUCACUCAGCACAUCCUCCCGUCAGCUUCCAGCCGAGGAUUUUAGUCACUGAAUUGUAUUUGGGAAGACCAGCUGUAAGUUGUUAAAGUGUGUCAGUGUUUGCUUUAGAGGAUAAAAGUCAGACUUGUCGCUUUCUAGAGUCCUGCAUCAAACUCUGAGAAACCUACGUGAUUGUUGGAUUUAAUCUGAGUAGAGGUGAGAAGUUUUCCAUUUUCAGUAUAAUGAUGUUAAGGAUGCUAACGCUUGUUGUGGAUGAGCAGAGUGUUAUGAAAUAGUUUUAUAAUCUAGUUUAACAUAGAUGGUCUUAAUCUCUGCCUGCUCUGCCUGUUUAUUACUAAUAUUAUUAUUAUCGUAGUCAUUUCCUUCUUGAACUCUGUGUUUUUUUGACUACUCUGAUGCAAACAGACAUCCACGAAGCCUCUUUGUUUAGAAGUCACUGACUCGUGGAAGACGACUCUUAUUCGGGUUAAAGAGUUAACACGUGAACGUUUUGUCUUUUACAUCCACCACUCAGAGCGUCCUACCUCAUAAACACUCUCAUACUUGUUGGUUCUUUUGGUUUUCCUCAGAAUCGUCAGUAUUUCAUUCACAGCAACAGAUUUAUGACGUUAUUUACCGACUUGUUUAGAACGUGUUGAGAAAAAAAUUAUUUUCCCAUUAAAAACAUUUCUAUUGUUUUUAGUUGUGAAAAUGGAGCAAAGCAAACAUUAUUCAGUUAUUUUUUCAACACAUUUACAGUAAACCGCGCAUAAAUGUAUAUCUGAUUUCAGCUUUAAAUGUAAAACAUGUUUAGUUUUGAUGAUUUUCUUUCCUCUGUGUUUUAUUUUUUAACAUGAAGGUUUUAUUUUGAGGCGGACGCUUGAUAAUCUGCAGCCUUGCUGUUGCUUGACCUCCAGCCUUUUACAGACUCUGAUCACGUUUGUGUGUAGUGCCAGAAUAAAAGAAUAAAGCGUGUUCAUCCACCCAA